AUGGCCCAAACCGUUGACACGACCAAGCCCCCUACCCAAGGAGGCGUCUGGAACAACGACGGCCGCGAGCUUAAACUCCUCGAGUUCAUCUACAGCCAGCCCAACCUCGAUGCCAUCCAAGGCCACCCGCAGAAAGUCCUCGAUCUAAUCGACGAAUUCGGAAAGCAAUACCUGUUCAUGAACGUCGGUUCCGAAAAGGGCAAGGUCGUCACCGGCCUAAUUGAUGAGAUCAAACCGCAUACCAUGAUCGAAUUGGGCUGCUACGUGGGUUACUCGGCCAUUUUAUUCGGAGAUGCUGUGCGUCGGAAUGGCGGAAAGCGAUACCUGAGUCUGGAAUUGAACCCCGUUUUCGCUGCUAUCGCGAAUAUGUUGGUCGAUCUGGCCGGGUUGCGCGAUUUCGUUCGCAUCAUCGUCGGUCGCAGCGACGCAUCACUGCACAAGCUCUACACCACCGGCGAAGUAAACCACAUCGAACUCAUGUUCAUCGACCACUACAAGCCCGGCUACACCACUGACCUCAAACUAUGCGAGCAUCUCGGCAUGGUAUCCCCCGGAUCCGUCCUGGCCGCCGAUAACGUCAUUUAUCCCGGAAACCCGCCGUAUCUGGAGUACGUGCGGAGCACGGUCGAGCAGAAGCGGGAGGUGGCGAAGAAGAGUUCCGCGGGGGGUUAUGACAAGAGGGGUAUUUCGGAGUGGACUUCGCAGGCGUUUGUGGGCAAGGAUGACAAGCCAUUGUUUGAUGUGGUCGGGAACCCGAAUUUGGUGUAUCAGAGUACGCUGAACCAGCCGGAGGGGUUGGGGGAUGCUGUUGAGGUGACCCGGUGUGUGGGAGAGGACAAGGAUUAG
Aspergillus glaucus CBS 516.65 is the source of this 846-nucleotide messenger RNA. Its product is annotated as O-methyltransferase. NCBI's taxonomy places the organism in Eukaryota, Fungi, Ascomycota, Eurotiomycetes, Eurotiales, Aspergillaceae. The record is from RefSeq and is a predicted model, not a curated record. The transcript is spliced from 2 exons. The coding region runs from base 1 to 846 and encodes 281 amino acids. Gene Ontology annotation, molecular function: O-methyltransferase activity.